AUGUUUUCCUCAAAGAAAAAUAGUAAGUUUGAAGUUGAUGCUCCUAUAUUAUUUGGUGAUGAUGAAAAUGGUUAUUGUCUAUCAUUAGCAUUUUCAUGUAAAGAUUUUCAUGCUCGUGGUAGUCAACGUCUUUAUUCUUUAUGCUAUUUAUGUAACGAUAAAUAUCAUCUUCUUUCAUUAAUGAAACUUGUUAGUGACUGUUUGAGACAAGCUGUUCAUUGGUUACAAUAUGAUGCUAAUGAAACUUAUGAACAAGAAGGACGUAUUAAAGUAAAUACAAAUUUAAAUGGAAUAUCAACAAUAGCUACGUAUAUCUUUCGUCCACCACCAACUGUACCAUCACAACGAAUGCUUAGUGAUAUUGUACAUGAUUCAAAAUUAACAUUUCGUAUACAUGCAUUAUUUGUUUGGUUACUUCGUAUAGCUAAUUCAGCAAUAAAAGAAACACUUUUUGAUGCUCUACCAACAGAAGAACAAACAACAAAACAAGAACGAAAAGAUGUAUUUGAGGAUGAAGAUUCAACAAAUACAAUGGCAAAACGUCGACGAACAACAAUUGUUUCAAAAUCUGUAGUAAAUGGAAAUCAAAAUUCAUUAAUAAUGUCAUCAACAUUAACCAAUAAUUCUGAUAAUCAAAGUUAUUUAGCGACAUCACUUUAUUCAAUUGCUGAUGGUUAUCAGCCAAAUAUAAAUGCUUUUCAUGAUGAUGAUGAUUUUGAUUCAUUACAGUAUCAAUUUUCAUCAAAUAGUCAUGAAGCAUUUCAAAUAUUUGAAUUGUUUAUUAAAAAAUUAAAUAAUACUAAAUAUUUACAAUACAUUCUACAUAAUUGGGUUAUUGGAAAUCGUUUAAUUAUUAAAUAUACAAAUAGAAUUGACAAUAAAGAUUUAAUUCGUGCUUUAGCAAGUGUUUUUCGAUUAUUUUUGCCUGAUGGUUGUUUUCAUUUGAUUGAAGUUACAAAUCAAAUAGCACCAUGUACAGCAAAUUUAAUUUUAUUUGAUACAGAUUUAGUUUUAACAAAUGAUAUAUUAACAUCAAUAACAGAUGAUUUUAAUGAUAAUAAUUCAAUUAUUAUUAAAAUAAUACUUGAUGAUAUUGAUGAUAAUCUUCGUGUUGUUAAAUUAGAAACAUUACCACCAACAAGAUCAGAAAUUCCUAGUCAGUAUUUUUUCUUUUCUUUUUUGUUUUUGAAAUGA
Messenger RNA from Rotaria sp. Silwood2, 1194 nucleotides. The record is from the annotation of a GenBank genome assembly. NCBI's taxonomy places the organism in Eukaryota, Metazoa, Rotifera, Eurotatoria, Philodinida, Philodinidae.